GCUUCUGCCGCCCCUGGGUUGGCUGGCUUAGUCCGCAUGCGCAGUGGGCUCUUCCGGCCGCUGUGUUGCACAAAUGGUGGAAAAGAAAACUUCUGUUCGCUCCCAGGACCCUGGGCAGCGGCGUGUGCUGGAUCGAGCCGCCCGCCAGCGCCGCAUCGACCGGCAGCUCGAGGCCCUAGAGAAUGACAACUUCCAGGAUGACCCCCACGCUGGCCUUCCCCAGCUUGCCAAGAGGCUGCCCCAGUUUGAUGAUGACGCAGACACAGGAAAGAAAAAGAAGAAAACCCGAGGUGAUCAUUUUAAACUCCGCUUCCGAAAGAACUUCCAGGCCUUGUUGGAGGAGCAGAACCUGAGUGUGGCUGAGGGCCCCAACUACUUGACAGCCUGUGCGGGACCCCCGGCCCGGCCUCAGCGCCCCUUCUGCGCCGUCUGUGGCUUCCCCUCCCCCUACACCUGCGUGAGCUGUGGCGCCCGGUACUGUACCGUGCGCUGUCUGGGCACCCACCAGGAGACCAGGUGUCUGAAGUGGACUGUGUGAGUGGGGCGGAGCCUCAUCACCAUGCAGAGACAGAGGCAGGAGUGGAAGACUGAGCAGGGAAGGCCGCCUGGCCCAGGAAGACUAGGACUGACUACCAGGGCUGGUCCUGCCCACAGGCUGCUAUGGGAAUAAAGACCUUGUGUGAGGGCCACAGGCUGCCUGCUGCUCUGUGCCCUGCCCUGUCCCUUCCCACCCCCACCCCACCCCUCUCCAGGACAGAUCCGCACUCAGCUGCUACCACUCCCUCACUCCCCUGCCCACACUGCUUUUCUUAGUUACUGCUUUUGUUUUUAAGAGUCUUGCCAUGUAGACCAGGCUGAUCUUUCAAAGUUGAGCUCCUGUCUCCCAGGCACUGGGAUUACAGGUGCACAAUGCCUAGCUUCUUGGCAGU
This is a messenger RNA of Dipodomys ordii (Ord's kangaroo rat), 929 nucleotides long. It is a transcript of the gene Znhit1, whose product is annotated as zinc finger, HIT-type containing 1. Gene Ontology annotation, molecular function: nucleosome binding. NCBI's taxonomy places the organism in Eukaryota, Metazoa, Chordata, Mammalia, Rodentia, Heteromyidae. The transcript has 5 exons. Gene Ontology annotation, biological process: chromatin remodeling. Gene Ontology annotation, cellular component: Swr1 complex. The record is from RefSeq and is a predicted model, not a curated record. Bases 74 to 538 code for a protein of 154 amino acids.